This is a messenger RNA of Cucumis melo (muskmelon), 4457 nucleotides long. RefSeq names its product protein HIRA. NCBI's taxonomy places the organism in Eukaryota, Viridiplantae, Streptophyta, Magnoliopsida, Cucurbitales, Cucurbitaceae. Gene Ontology annotation, cellular component: nucleus; HIR complex. The record is from RefSeq and is a predicted model, not a curated record. The transcript is spliced from 10 exons. Gene Ontology annotation, molecular function: protein binding; nucleosome binding. Gene Ontology annotation, biological process: regulation of DNA-templated transcription; DNA-templated transcription; chromatin remodeling. Bases 807 to 3911 code for a protein of 1034 amino acids.
AUUACUCCGUAAAAAAGAAAGAAGAAACGAUUGAAAAAUAUCGGCACGGACCAUGCUUUGUUGUUCUUCUUCUUAUUGUUAGCGCAAAGCAUAAAAUUUGCACAAAGAGAGAUACCAAAAGAGAAGGAGAAGGAGAAGAAGAAGAAGAAGAAGAAGAGGAGGAAGAGUAAAGAACUGAAGGCGAUGAUGCGUUAACGUAAAAAAAUCUAAUUCCUUCUUUCUCUUUUUCUCUUCUUUUGAUUUUCAUCUUUUCAUUUUUAUUUCUUUCAAUUCACGUUUCGAUACGAAAAUUACAUUACCAUUUUGUCUUUGCAAUUCCUAACCUCAAUUCUUCUCUUGGCGGCUCCUCCCCUCUGUCUGUCAUUUUCAAUUUCUGAUUCUCCCUUUUCGCCUUUUCCAACUUCUUAGCUUCGUUUCUCACUUCUCUCACGAGCUUUUACUCUUCAAGCCAACUACUUAUUCCUUCGCUUUUGUUACUCUUAGCUCCAUUACUUUACUGGGUUUGUUCCACUUCUAGGGUUUUUCUUGGUUUUCACUUCAGGGUUUAGGACCAGGUCUUUUCUGGUCCGCAUUCUAGGGUUCUACGCUGAGCUGAAAACCGGAGGGGUUUGGCAUUUGGGUCUUUUCUUAACAGUUUCGCGUUACCAAAUUUGAAUUCUUUGACCCAUUUUGUUUUUGGAAUUUGGGUUUUCUUUCGGCUCUGUUUUACUCAAUUGUACCGAGUUGUUUUAUUGUGUUGGAAAGCAAUGAGUUGGCAAGAAACAGCCUGAAGGGGGGAGGGUUUGUUUCUGGGUUUGAACUUAGAGAUGAUUGCAGAGAAACCCAGUUGGGUUAGGCAUGAGGGCAUGCAAAUUUUCUCGAUUGAUGUCCAACCUGGUGGACUGAGAUUCGCUACUGGAGGAGGUGACCACAAGGUUCGGAUAUGGAAUGUGAAAUCUGUGGGUAGGAGCUUAGAAGACGAUGAUUCAAAUCAGAGGCUUCUUGCAACUCUUCGUGAUCACUUCGGGUCAGUUAAUUGUGUUAGAUGGGCUAAGCACGGUCGUUAUGUGGCAUCUGGGUCUGAUGAUCAAACCAUCCUUGUUCAUGAGAAGAAACCUGGUUCAGGGACCACUGAAUUUGGAAGUGGGGAGCCCCCAGAUGUUGAGAAUUGGAAAGUCGCUAUGACUUUGAGGGGGCACACAGCUGAUGUGGUGGAUCUUAACUGGUCUCCAGAUGACUCAACAUUAGCAAGUGGGAGUCUUGAUAACACAGUUCACAUAUGGAAUAUGAGCAAUGGUAUUUGUACAGCUGUUUUAAGGGGCCACUCUAGCCUUGUGAAAGGAGUUGCCUGGGAUCCCAUAGGCUCUUUUAUAGCCAGUCAAUCGGAUGACAAGACAGUUAUUAUAUGGCGAACAAGUGACUGGAGCCUUGCUCACCGAACUGAUGGCCACUGGACAAAAUCUCUUGGUUCUACAUUUUUCCGGCGGUUAGGCUGGUCACCUUGUGGACAUUUCAUCACUACAACUCAUGGUUUUCAGAAGCCCAGGCAUUCUGCACCAGUCUUGGAGAGAGGGGAAUGGUCUGCCACAUUUGAUUUCUUAGGACACAACGCUCCUGUUAUUGUUGUGAAAUUCAACCAUUCUAUGUUUCGGAGGAAUCUAACUAAUGCUAAUGAGAUGAAGGCUGUUCCUGUUGGGUGGACAAAUGGAGGCUCGAAAAUUGGAGGCAAAGAAUCCCCAUCUUAUAAUGUGAUUGCAAUUGGUAGCCAGGACCGCACUAUAACUGUUUGGACAACAGCAAGUCCUCGCCCUCUUUUUGUUGCCAAACAUUUCUUUACUCAAAGCGUUGUUGAUUUAUCUUGGAGUCCUGAUGGAUAUUCACUCUUUGCAUGUUCCUUGGAUGGAUCGGUGGCAACUUUCCAUUUUGAGGUUAAAGAAAUUGGACAGAGGUUACCUGAUGCUGAACUUGACGAGAUUAAGAGAAGUCGUUAUGGUGAUGUUAGAGGUCGGCAAGUGAAUUUAGCUGAAACUCCUGCUCAACUGAUGCUUGAAGCAGCUUCAUUAAGGCAAGUCUCAAGCAAGAAAGUGGUUCCAGAAACUCAACAAAACCAGACACCGGCAAAACCUUCAAUAGAUGCGAGGGAUGGCACCAAGAUUUUGGAACCCCAAGUUGAUGAUUCAAAGAAGACUGGCGGAGCUAGUGGGGAUAGUUUAAAUAAGGUUUCGUCAGCUCCCCCGAAGAUAUCUAGUCCUGUGAAGCAAAGAGAAUAUAGAAGACCUGAUGGAAGAAAGAGAAUUAUUCCAGAAGCAGUUGGAGUGCCCGUUCAGCAAGAAAAUAAGUCUGGUGGGAUUCAGAGUAGCAAUGCAGUUGAUUUCCCUUCUCUGUCAUCGGACCAAAAAAAGGAUAAUAAUGGUGUGGCUGCACCUGAAUGUGUAAGGGAAAAUUUUGUGAGGGGAGCACCUAGCAAACAUACUGAUUCAAAGGAGCGUACCGGGGUCACAGCUCGAACAACAAUCACUGAUAGUUUAGUCAUUGAGAAGGUUCCACUCUCUGAAGGUAAGGAUGAAAAUAUCAUAAUUGAUCAUCCUGGGAAUUUAAAGACGUCUAGUUCGUUGGCUACUUGUAGUUCUGUACUGUCAAUUAGGGUGUUCGAUAAGAAAGAAGGGGAAUAUAAUGAACCAAUAUGCUUGGAAGCUCGACCAAAAGAACAUGCUGCUAAUGAUAUUAUUGGGGCUGGAAACACAUCAAUGUUAAAAGAAACGGUUAUUUCUUGUACUAAGGGAUCUAGAAUUCUGUGGUCUGAUAGAGUCUCCGGGAAAGUCACCGUUUUGGCUGGAAAUGCAAAUUUUUGGGCGGUAGGGUGUGAAGAUGGAUACCUACAGGUUUAUACUAAGUGUGGUAGACGUUCUAUGCCAACUAUGAUGAUGGGAUCUGCUGCCACGUUUAUCGAUUGUGAUGAUUGUUGGAAAUUGUUGCUGGUGACAAGGAAAGGUUCCUUGUAUGUAUGGGAUCUGUUUAACCGCAGUUGUCUCCUUCAUGACUCGCUGGCAUCACUAAUUCCUUUGAACCCUAAUUCAUCCACGAAAGAUUCUGGCACAAUUAAAGUUAUAUCUGCCAAGCUGUCAAAAUCUGGUUCUCCACUGGUUGUUUUGGCCACUCGCCAUGCUUUUCUUUUUGAUAUGAGCCUUAUGUGUUGGCUGAGAGUAGCAGACGACUGUUUUCCUGCAUCAAAUUUUUCCAGCUCUUGGAACUUGGGGUCAAUCCAGAGCGGAGAGCUUGCAGCACUGCAGGUUGAUAUCAGGAAAUAUUUGGCUAGAAAGCCAGGUUGGAGCAGGGUCACCGAUGAUGGGAUGCAGACACGUGCUCACCUAGAGACUCAGAUGGCAUCUGCGCUGGCAUUGAAGUCACCUAAUGAGUAUCGCCAAUGGCUUCUAUCAUAUAUACGCUUCUUGGCAAGAGAAGCAGAUGAAUCUCGGCUACGUGAGGUUUGUGAGAGUUUACUUGGACCACCAACUGGGAUGGCUGGAGAUGCGUUGGCGGAUACAAAGAAUCAAGCCUGGGAUCCUUGCGUGCUUGGAAUGAGAAAGCACAAACUUCUAAGAGAAGAUAUACUUCCUGCCAUGGCAUCAAAUAGAAAAGUCCAGCGACUACUUAAUGAAUUCAUGGAUCUCCUCUCCGAGUACGAAAACAAUGAAAAUAACAUUGAUCCAAAAGCUUCCCUCCCGGCAGCAUCAAGCCUUCAGGAACCAGAUCAUGAGCACUCUGCUCCACAGCAAGCUGAUAAAAUGGAAACUGACGCUACACUUCCUCAACUAAAGGAUUCCUCCGAGUUGGAAAUUGAUCAAACAAGUUUUGCUCCACCUGUAGCCCCGGUUGAUCUGGGCCAGCCAGUAAAGAAUCUAAUUAACUUAGCCUCAGAAGCGAAAAACUGACGUUCUCGUUGACCCAACGAAUCACAUCGCAUUCAAAACUAAAUUCUGCAACUGACAGAUUAAGCUACGUAUGUAUCACAGCACACCCAGUUAUGUUCUUCAAGUUCAUUCUUGAUACCAUGCCUGCCAGUCCUCCAAACAUAUAUGUGCAGGAGAAAGGCUUUCUGUCUCCAUUAAUCGUCAGGGACAUUCUUUUCAUAGGAGUACUCUAUCCGAAGUAAUAGUUCCAUGUUCAGAGUUGAUUCUUAGGAAUGGUGGCUAGAAGUGAGAAUUUUUCUAUUUCUUCUUCCAUUCAACUUCUUUCUCUUCAUUUUGUAAAAUGUUGAAACAUAGUGUCCAUUUAGAUAACUCAGAGUCACUUUUGAUUACAAGUUCGUAGAUUCUGAAAUCUAAAGAUAUAUCAGUACAGCCAAGGGAACCCUUUCCUUAGAUAGCCAAGGUCUUUGGAAAUGAUACAGAUUUAGCUACAAACAUUUGUAUGAUAUUUGUGUUAAAAUGUAGAUUGAAGGUUUCUAUCUAUUUAUCGAGAGAACCCUGCUUCUGAAA